Messenger RNA from Dreissena polymorpha, 1196 nucleotides. RefSeq names its product chymotrypsinogen A-like. The transcript has 9 exons. Gene Ontology annotation, biological process: proteolysis. The record is from RefSeq and is a predicted model, not a curated record. Bases 98 to 928 code for a protein of 276 amino acids. Gene Ontology annotation, molecular function: serine-type endopeptidase activity. Lineage: Eukaryota; Metazoa; Mollusca; Bivalvia; Myida; Dreissenidae.
CACUAUUUUAUCUACAAUGAAUACUCUCUUCAAGACACAUAUGUCUUCCUAUACCACCUGCCGAUAGUAAAUAUCACAGCCUUUUAAACCGAAAACCAUGAAGCUUAUUGUAUUGCUUCUAUGCGUGGUAUUCGCAGCGUCACAGAGCGGAGUUCCAUGCGGCGUCUCUGUUGUCCAGCCUAUCACCAAAAGACUCGUCGGCGGUCAGGUGGCCAUUCCCGGCUCUUGGCCCUGGAUGGUAUUAGUGACGGAUUCGCUUGGCUACAUUUAUGGUUCCGGUUCAAUAAUUGACCAGCAUGUAAUACUGACCUCGGCACACAUUUUCCACAGAGUAUUUGAGAAUAGCCUCCACCGGUGGCGAAUUUAUGCCGGCGAACACAACAUCAGCACUGUUGACCCGCAUGAGAAGGCAUAUUACGUCAGAGGAGUGGAGAAACAUCCGGGCUUCAACAUCACAAGUCUUGAGAACGACAUCGCUCUAAUUAUCACCGUGGACCCCAUAGCGUGGAAUGACGCCACUCGUCCGGUGUGCCUGCCAGACGCUAUGCACGGUUUCCAGGUAGGAGAAAACUGCUACCUAGCAGGAUGGGGAAGCACCAAAUACACUGGUAACGACGAGACGCUGAACCAGCUCAUGAUGCCCAAACUGGACGACAACAUCUGCGCAAGCCAUUGGAACGACUAUCUUCCGGUGACAGAAAUUUGCGCGGGCUACGAAAAUCAGCAAAAGGACUUCUGUGUAGAUGACGUUGGUGGUCCCCUUGUUUGCAAAAAAUCCGACGGUGCCUGGUAUGUGGAAGGUAUCGCUUCUUCCGGCGGCGACUGCUCACAAACCUCUGACUCUCCAGGGGUUUUUGAGGAUGUGACCCAGUACAAAGACUGGAUCCUGAAUGCAAUGAGAGGUUCGGGAUACCCCUACCAGUAUUAAACGCAAUGACUCAGACCAACCUCUCCAUACAAACCCUUACUUGACAGGACUGUCGGUCUUACGAAUGGCAAUACAUAUUUUUGAUUUUCAUGUUGUUGUUUUUUCAUUAAUGCUUUUGAAUUGACAUGCUAUUGUUUAAUGAAAACCAUGUUCGAUUGGAUUGCUUUCUAUAUAGUUUAUAAGGACGAAAUUGUGUUCACAUUCACAAAGUGCCUUGGAAUUGCAAUUGUGUAAUUUGCUGUUUACGAUGCUUAUAAAGAUUUGUCUA